AUGGGGAAGGACCAGGAGCUGCUGGAAGCUGCUCGAACUGGAAAUGUGGCUCUGGUGGAGAAACUCCUGUCUGGCAGGAAAGGAGGGAUCCUGGGCGGUGGAUCCGGACCCCUGCCCCUGUCUAAUCUGCUAAGCAUCUGGCGAGGCCCCAAUGUGAACUGCACAGACAGUUCGGGUUACACUGCUUUACACCAUGCAGCCUUAAAUGGACAUAAGGACAUAGUUCUCAAACUACUUCAAUAUGAGGCAUCAACAAAUGUAGCAGAUAAUAAAGGUUAUUUUCCUAUUCACCUGGCUGCCUGGAAAGGAGAUGUGGAAAUUGUGAAGAUUCUUAUUCACCAUGGACCAUCACAUUCCAGAGUCAAUGAACAGAACAAUGAAAACGAAACUGCGCUGCACUGCGCCGCUCAGUAUGGACACUCAGAAGUAGUUGCUGUGCUCCUGGAGGAACUCACCGACCCUACAAUCAGGAACAGCAAGCUAGAAACACCUUUGGACCUGGCAGCACUCUAUGGACGGCUUAGAGUGGUCAAAAUGAUCGUCAGUGCUCACCCUAACUUAAUGAGCUGCAACACUCGCAAACACACCCCUCUACACCUCGCUGCACGCAAUGGGCACAAAGCAGUCGUACAGGUGCUGUUGGAAGCAGGGAUGGAUGUAAGCUGUCAGACAGAAAAGGGGAGUGCACUUCACGAAGCAGCCUUGUUUGGAAAGGUGGAUGUUGUGCGUGUUCUGUUAGAGACAGGUAUUGAUGCCAACAUAAAGGAUAGCUUAGGCAGAACUGUCUUAGACAUUCUGAAAGAACAUCCAUCUCAGAAAUCUCUUCAGAUUGCAACACUCUUACAAGAAUAUUUAGAAGGCGUGGGCAGAUCAACAGUCUUUGAAGACCAUGUACAGGAAGAUACAACACAAGAAACACUCAUUUCAUCUCCUGUUGAGUCUCCUUCCCAAAAGACCAAAAGUGAAACGGUGACUGGAGAAUUAUCAAAACUCUUGGAUGAAAUAAAACUCUGCCAAGAAAAGGAUUAUUCUUUCGAAGAUUUGUGCCACACAAUAUCAGACCACUACCUAGAUAAUUUGAGCAAAAUUUCAGAGGAAGAACUUGGGAAAAAUGGAAGUCAGAGUGUAAGAACUUCAUCUACAAUAAAUUUGUCACCAGGAGAAGUGGAAGAAGAUGAUGAUGAUGAAAACACUUGUGGGCCUUCAGGACUUUGGGAAGCAUUAACUCCUUGUAAUGGAUGUAGGAACCUUGGUUUCCCCAUGCUUACACAGGAGUCCUAUCCAAAGAAGAGGAGUUACACUAUGGAAAUUGUACCAUCUGCUUCUCUUGAUACAUUUCCUUCCGAAAACGAGAACUUCCUAUGUGACCUCACGGACACCGCAGUUACAAAGAAACCUUGCUCCUUGGAAAUCGCAAGAGCACCUUCCUCAAGAACUGGUAAUAUUUCUUACUCACAACUGGACCAAUUGAAUUUGCAUGCUUGUAUAUGUGAAGAU
This is a messenger RNA of Trichechus manatus latirostris (Florida manatee), 1497 nucleotides long. RefSeq names its product ankyrin repeat and sterile alpha motif domain-containing protein 1B. Gene Ontology annotation, biological process: ephrin receptor signaling pathway. Lineage: Eukaryota; Metazoa; Chordata; Mammalia; Sirenia; Trichechidae. The record is from RefSeq and is a predicted model, not a curated record. The annotation marks the transcript as partial. Gene Ontology annotation, molecular function: ephrin receptor binding. Gene Ontology annotation, cellular component: cytosol. The transcript is spliced from 10 exons.